AAUAUAUUAAAAUUAAUUAAGCAUUAUAUUCAUUUUGUUAAUGAGAUAAUAAAAGAAGCGCAUGCGCGAACUCCUUAACAACAGAAUCGUUAUUCAUCCGUCUUGAAUUCAGCGGCAUCAAUUCCACACAAAAAAACAUUCAUAGUUUUAGCUAGGUCCUGAGUGAUGAGGGCAGGGUUUAGUACUCAAGUUAAGGAAUAGAUAUUUAACCUUAUACUUUCCAAACAUUAUUUAUGUUACAAUAAUCAUAUUUAAAAGAAAAGAAUGGCAAUGAAUAUGCAUAUGGAGGCGCGCCGCCGCCAAAUGUUCAUGGAGAGGGUUUGUGAAGCAAGAAGACGAAUGGCUCUUGCCCAACAACAAGACAAUCAGGUGAAACAUAAGUAUAAGUUUAUACUAUAAGAGACAGUGAACUGAAAAUAUUUUUUUUUUAAAGAUUAGAAUAUUAAUUAUUUAUGACUUGUACUUGUGACAAAAAUAUAGAACGCUGCUCGCAACCCACGCCCACAGACACAGAGAUGACAAAUUAUAUGGGCAAUUAUUUUUUUAUUAUGAAUUAUUAUUAUGGCUCUUUCAUUUAUCAUUUAACCCCUUUUUUUUAUAAAGUAAAAAGGCUUAAAAAUUACUUCUAUAAAUAAAUACUGUGAGUGGGAAUACAAUUUAUGCAUUGGCUACAUUUAAAGUGGAUAUUAUUAACAAAGUAAAGGAUUAUCAAACUGCGUUAACUUUACCACAGUCAACAGCUGUAAUCUGGACCUUAUUUUAAAAAGCAGCUGACAUCAGUGAUGAGCUUUGUAAAUAUAUUUUGUUUAAAGUCUUGUAAUAACUAAUGAAACUACAUGAAUUUCCUUGUCUAGGACAAAUGUUAGGGAGAAUGCUUGUCCUUAUCCUUAUGAGUAUAAGCCUUAUGGUUUGGAUAUUCAAUCUCAAGCCUUAACGAUGUUUUGCCUCUUUUUAUUUGUUUUAUGCAAGAUGUUUUAUAAUUAGUUUAUUAUAUUUCUCUAUAUUCAGUUGUUAAAGUUAUAAUUUAGUAAUCCAGCGUAAAAAUAUACAAUUAUUACUAUUUAUUAUUGUAUAGGCAUAUUAAUUUAUAAAUACAUUAACAUUGGGCCUUGGGUUCUUAGCCCUUUUGCUGUGCGCCAACCUGUUAGGAUUUCAAAAUAUUUCCCAGACCCUCAUCUUGAAUUCAAACAUAUUUCUCACACCCCAUGAAUUAUAAUAUGCUUUUUAAACAAUGAAAAUAACCUGAUUUUUUUCAUGCAUCCCCAGAGGGUACUGGCACUUCUGGUUAAAAAUCCUGGCAUUGCUUUAGGCCUGUUCUGUGCAGAGUAUUAAUGUUUUAACUAUUAACCUUAACAAGAUUGCCAGCCUUUAAACAAUGUGCCCUGCCUAUAUGGAUCCAAAACAGAACAUAUGACUUCCUGGCUAUCAUAUGAAAAAUGUUUAAAUUUUGCCAUUCAUAAUAUAUGUUUAUCUCUUACUCUUAAAAUUGUUAAAAAUCAUUUUCCAUUGCAUAAUAAUCUGAUUUUGUCUUAUUGCUCUUUUUAAAAUUAAUUUAUCUUAUUAAAUUUAUGAAAAUGUACAUUCUAGGGAGGAACUUCAAGCAGCUUUUCUUCACAAUCCGACCCUAUGGUUUGCCAGGAACAAAGAAUGUCUAAUCAGACUAGGUGAUUACAGAUUUCUAAUAAUAGUAUUAAUAGUGAUAUAAACAAUACUUUAUUUAUCUAAAAUAUACAUUUGAUUUUCCACAGAAGUUAUAUAAAUAGUAAACAUUUUUUUGUAAUGAAAAUAACAUAUUUAUCAAGCAGUUGAUGGAGAAAAUGAAAGUUAAUGUCAUUUUCAGAUUAAGUUAAACUAUGGUAAUUAAUAAAUAUGAUUUGUGUGUUUUAAAAUACGGUAACUCUGCAAAUAUUUCAUAAUUCAUUAGGGCAUGCAUGACUUCAAGGUGAGAAGAUGUUAAAAUUUUUUGGGGUUUGAGAUUUUUAAUAUUACUGAUACUUUCCAUAAUGGUGUUUCUUUUCUGAAAUCAUUUUUGUUUUGUAAUUUUUGUUAGCUUUGAGUUACUGCUAUUUAUGUUUUUUUUUUUUUGUAUUUGGAAAGUUUCAGUUUGUAGAAAGACUCAACAAUUGUGGGUUUUUGAGAAGGUGGCUUAUGAUCAAAAUUUGAAAUUUUACUCAGCUAUAAAUUAGUAACGUACAAAAAAUUAUUUAGCUUUACUUGCUGCAUAUAUAAUUGUCAAAACCAUUUAAACAUUUGAUAAUUUUGUAGCUGCUAUAAAAUUUCUGUUUAGUGUGAUGUAGUUAAAAGGUAUGAACAGUCUUGGUAUUCCGGUUCCGUUCUUUAAGUUUAAGUAGAGGUGAAAGUUGAAAAAAGCUUGGUCUUCAACACUCAAAUGUAGUGAAAUGUGAUUUACAGUUUGUUAUGACGACUCAUUUGCAUUAACAUUCCAAAUAAAGUUGAGAGGUUAACCGGACCGCCCCCCUACUGAACAUGUUACAUUAAUAGUAGUGAGUGAGAAAAAAAAAAGCUGUCACAUAGCAAGCGUCAUCGUGGCGGUUGAACUCAGGUAAAAAGGUUGAAUCGUUUCUUUAGUGGGAGGCGACUAUUAUAUUAAUCAAUAAAGAACCACUGGGUGUGGUGUAAGGCUGCCUGUAAGCCUAUUGUUUAAAGGUUGGCAGGUAGGGUUUUGGAAUGUUGUUAGGUUGUUUAAAGACCGGCAGGUAGGGUGUAGGACUGUCUGUAAUCAUAUUUUUUAAAGGUCUGCAGGUAGGCUGUAGGGCUGUCUGUGGGCCUAUUUCUCAAAAUAGCCGGACCUGUUGUGACAAAAUUUUACCCGGUUAAGCUAUACUUAUAUAAGUAUAAUAAUAUAAAAAUAUAAUAAUAUAAGUAUAAUAAUAUAAUAAUUAUAAUAUAUAUAUGGAUAUAAAAGAUGAGCUACAGUGACAUACCGCCAAAGAGCCUAUACGAUUUAAGUACAUUCGGAUUCCUAAAAACAAUCAUAGUUAUUUUCUAUUAUUUUACGGAAAUCGAAUAAAUUUAAAUGCAUAAAAAAUAUUUUAAAUCCACUUUAAUUUGAUUAAAAGUUAAGUUAUAUUAUUAUAAAUUACAAAUACAUUUAAAGUAUCAACUGAGGAACUAUUUUAAGCAUUUUAUAUGUGUUUGAACGUUAUGAAAAAGUAAAAAAAUCAUGAUCAAAGAAUUACACCGUAAUCACAUUUAUCGGGAAAACCCAAGUAUCAGUCGUUUUUAGUGCGUUGUUAUUAUUGCGAAAUAAAAUUAAAACUAAUUUGUUCUAAGUUAUCAGCAAAUGAAGUCAUAGUGCAAAUAGCCUGUUUCGCCAAAACUCUUAGGUUUCUUUAAAUUUAAUAACCGCGCGUGACAAAACUGAUAAUGUAUUUUCCCUUCUUAAAAGUAAAAUUAAUAAAUACAAUUGAUUGCUUUUUAAAUUGUUAAUAAAACACACACACAUUUUUACUUUGUAUAUUUAUAUUUUGUACAUUUAAAAAGUUUUGCGUUUUUUUUUAAUUCCAAAAAUAUACUUUAAUUAAAUUUAUAACGUAAUAAAAUUUAACCUUUAAAUAUAAUCCUAAUAAGAAAAUGCGGUUUAAGUCCAUAAGUGCAGCGCAACUCCAUAGCUAAAUAGCAUUUGCUAAUCCACUUAUACCUCAUUAAAAUAAGAAAGAACCAUAUGAAGUGCAAAAUAUGUUAGUUUGGGUAUGGAACGGACUACAAUCCGGUGAAAGAUUUUAUAAAUUUAUUUAAAUCUGGGUGGAGGAGAGGUUGGUCACUUUGCCCCAUGCAGUACAAGAUACGUCUCAAAAUAAAGGAAUGAAUUUGAUAAAUAAUUUAACCUUUUUGGGUACAUUCAUAUCGGAGGUAGGAAAUAGGAUGUGUACAUUUUUACAUGUAUGACAAUAUAUUUAAAUCCUAUGGUAUUACAUUUUUGAAAAAAGAGAUGCUACAUUCUCUUUUUACAAAUAUGGGUAUGUUCAAUUUGUCCAAGGCAGCACAAGAUACGUCUCAAAAUAAAGUAAUGAUUUUGAUAAAUAAUUAACCUUCUUGGGUACAUACAAAUCGGAGGUAGGAAAUAGGAUGUGUAAAUUUUUACUUGGAUAACAAUAAUAAUAUAUUAAAUCCUAUGGUAUUACAUUUGUGAAAAAAGAGGUGUUGCAUUCUAUUUUUAAAAAUAUUUGUACGUUCAUUUUGCACAAGGCAGCACAUGAUAAAUGAAUGAAUUUGAUAAUUAAUUAAUUUUCUUGGGUAAAUACAUGCCGGAGGUAAAAAUAAGAUGUGUAAUUUCUUACGUUGAUGACAACAGAGUUAACUCCUAUGGUAUUACAUUUGUGAAAAAAGAGAUGCUACAUUCUCUUUUUACAAAUAUGGGUAUGUUCAUUUUGCCCAAGGCAAUACAAGAUAUGUCCCAAAAUAAAGGAAUUAAUUUGAUUUAUAAUUAACCUUCUUGGGUACAUACAUAUUGGAGAUAGGAAAAAGGAUUUGUACAUUUUUAAGUGAAUGACAAAUAUUUAAAUCCUAUGGUAUUACAUUUGUGAAAAAAGAGAUGUUAAAUUCUCUUUUUACAAAUAACAUAUGUUUACCAAUUAAGAAAAUCAAUGGCGUUAACAAAUCUGGGAUAAAUUUAUGUAAGUAUAUCCAUAAAUAUCAAAAACCAAUCAUUUAACAUACUUGAAAAUCAAAUUUUGACAAAUGAAGAUGGGUUAAUAUUUUCUUUUUUUUUUUUUAAUGAAAAUAUAUUUUUGUAGUUACUUUGCAAAGCGUAAAGAGCUGUUAUUUUUAUGAGACUAACAAUUUAAUUUUUUUUAAAGACAAUCAAAUCUUUUAUAGGCGUGAAAAAAAGUUGCGAGAUUCUUCUUAUUUAAAAUAAUUCUUUGUUUUACGAUUUUCUGAUAAUGUAUAAUUUUUUUAAAAAUGCAAAAAUAUGUUUAAAUUUUUGAUGAAAAUAUCAAUUUGUAUCAAAUUCCUGUAAUACAAAAAUAUAUCUAUAUCAUUUAUAGAGUUUUUGUUUUAAAUUUAAGAUUAGGUUUUUUAAAAAUUUUGAGAGAAAAAAGUUGUAAUUCAAGGGCACGAAAAGGGGUAAAUCUAAAGUAUUUCUCUUGCGUAGAAAUUGUCCCUCAAUUAACUUCUUUGGUGACAAAAGUGAUAUAAUUAGUGAUAAUUUAGACUGGGUAAUUUAAGGUCAUGUUAAGAGGGGGGAAAGGUCGUUAAGGAGCGUGAAAGGGUGUAGGGUACGCGUAUCAUAUUCAUAUAUAGCAGAUAUAUUUAAUUCUCAAAUUUUAAUGAUGUUAGAAACGUAAAUAUCAUUACAUUUUAAAAGUUAUGAAUUGGGAUAAGUUUUUGCAAUAGCAGUUAGAAAUUAUCGCAAAGGAUCUACCAUUAUUAUCCUGAUAACAUUGGGUCAUUUACUCUAGUAAAUGUGCUAGGCUUACCAUAACACUAAAUAAACAAAGCAAUUUAAAUAAGUUUGGCUUUCUUAAAAACAAUUCUAUUAUUUUACGGAAAUCGAAUAAAUUUAAUGUGCAAAAAUUAAAUAAAUCUUGUUUUAUUUUAGUAUAUGUUUAAGUAUUGUUAUUAAAAAUUACUAUGUGUAAAAUAACAAUUAAAGAAUAUUUUUAAAACAUUUUAUCUAAAUUUGAACGUAAUAUAUUUUUUUAUCAAUAAAUUAUGAUCUAACAAUUAUUUUCAUUUGAUCAUAAUCAUUUAUCGAGAAAGCCCAAACAUCUGUUCGUUUUGAGUGCGAUAGUAAUAUUGCAAAGUUUCAUUAAAAUUAAUUUGAACUAAAUUUUUUCAAACAAUAACAAAUUAAAUUUUUUGAUUGAGCUCAAAUAAGGAAAAAUUAUAUUAAUUUCAAAAGAUUUAAACUUGCAAAGAAAAAGCUUUAAGUUUCUUUGAUUUAAUACUUGUGUGUGACAAAACUGACAAUGUAUUUUCCACUUUUUCCCCAAGUGAAAUUAAUAAAUAUAAUUCAUUGCUUUUUUAAUAGUUAAUAAAACACACCAAAUUUUAGCUUUGUAUUUUUACCAUUUAACAAGUUUUACUUAUUUUUCAUUCCAAUAAUAUAUCUUUAUCAAAUUUAUAAAGUAAUAAUAACUUAACUUUUAAAAAGAAAUUUUAACAAGAAAAUACCAGCGAAAUUUCUUGCCAAAUAGCACUCACUAAAUCACUUAUCACUCAUCCAAACGAGAACAAUUAUAUGAAGUUACAAUUGGUUUAUUUUGAUAUCAAUAUUUCAAAACCUAAUUGUGUGACAUAUUUUAAUGUUAGUAUAAUCUUUAAUGUUAAACUAAAUAACCAUAUUUCAAUAUACCAUACAAAAUUAUGUGGAGAAAUAUAUACAUUUUUAUUAGAAAAUAUAAAGCAUUGUGUGGUAAAAGGGAUCUGGGACUUAAGAAUUUUAAAUUACGCUAAGUUUAGAGACAUGCAAAAAGAUGUGGUAGCGUACCAAUGGAGCUACCAUCUAGUGGAUGAUUUUAUUUUUUUUUUUUUAAUUAAAAACUGGGUGGGGGUUUGUUUUGAAUAAAAACUUUUAUUUUGCCCCAGGUGGCACAAGAUAAACCUCAGAAUAAUGGAAUGAAUUGGAUAAAUAAUUAACCUUGUAAGGAACAUAUAUCGAGGGUAGGAAAUAAGGAUGUGUAAAUUUUUAUGUGGAAUACAAUAUAUUUAGAGCCAAUAAUAUUACAGUCAUUUAAAAAGAGAUGCUACAUUUACAAAUAAAUAUAUGUUUACCAAUUACGAAAAUAUAUUUCAAUGGCAUUGACAAAACGUGGGUACAUUUAUAUAAGUAUUGCCAUACCUAAAAUAGCAAUAUCAAAAUCCAAUAAUUUUUAAAAACACUCAAAGCUGUUACAAGUGAUUAAGAGUUUCUUCUUUACAUAAAAGCAUUCUUUGUUUUGCGAUUUUACUAUUAAAAAUAAAGGUAGAAAUGUUUAAAUUUUUGAUGAAGAUAAUAUAUAAUAUAUAAAAUUCUGUUGUUGUAAAAUAUAUUUAAAAUGGUAUAUAGAUUUUUUCGUUGUAAAUUAAGGGUGAUGUUUUACAAUUUUAAGAGAAAAAAAUGUAGUUCAAGGGCGCAAUUAAGAUGUAGGGUAGGCAAAUAUUAUAUAGCAGAUAAAUAUUUUUCAAAUCAAAAUGGAAUUUUGUUAAGUAAUUACAGUAGUAGGUAGAAUUUUUUUUUUUUAAAGUAAUUCUUAAUCAUUUUUCUAUCAACUUUAUUUAAUCAAUUUGUUUAUAAAUUAUAUAUAUAUUUUUUGUGACAUAUUUAGUAUUUAAACAAAGAUAUGGUGGUUGCCAAGACUUCAAUUUUUAGAUAAAGGGCAUAUUAGGUUAUUUUCUAGCUGUUAGUUUGGUAGAUUGCAAACGGCAGUGGUGCAAUGCAUUGCAUGUUUUCCUGUUUAUAAAAGUGUAAGUUUGUACACAAAGAUUAAUUUGAUAAAAAUUUUAUGUGCAUUUAAAUCACUUGUGCAUCAUGCUCUGCCUUAAUUAUAUAGAUAGAAGAUGAUGUGAAUUAAAACGAUGCAUAUUUAUUUAUUUAUUUGGUGUGGGUGGAGAUAGAAAGUUGCUUUAGUAGAUAAAAUUUAAUGAAGUUUGUGAUUAAGGGCCUCUUGGCUGUGCCCAUGGUCAUAAGUAGGAUAUGACUGAAUAAUUACAUGUACGCAUCACCAUAAGUGUUAGGGGUGUGGGCCAGCUGGAGAUUGCUUAGGACAAUUUUACACAUUUAAUCACCUUUUUCAGAUGAUACAAAGCUUCAUUUUUUUUACCAAAUUAUGCAAUUUUAUAACAAACUCUCUCUGAAAGUCUCUGUAUAUGAAUUUCUUGGAAACUAUGUUAUUAUAUUCUAUCAUACACCCAGUUAUAAUUUAUUUAACUUAUUUUCAAUCCAUUAAACCCAAAUAGUAGCUUGGUGAAAAAAAAAAAUUUCGACAUUAAAUUACAAUACUUAUAACAACCGGUAUACAAUUUUAAAAGCACACAAAUAUUUUUCAUAAAAAUAAUAAGUAGUGAUUGAUAAAUAAUUAGUAUCAGCCAAUUUUUAUAUGUGCAAGUACGUCCUUGUUUUAAGUCAAUAAACAAGAUUUAAUUAAGAUUUAUCAAAGACUUUUUAAGCAAAUUUUACAUGAAUGAUUAUAUUUAUUAACCAUUUUGAAUACAAUAAAGCCGCAAAAUACAAAUUGAAAAGAAAAAUGAACCAAACCUAUACUAUAAAAAAAACUUAAGACAUUGAUACACACUAAUGCAUGUAUGUGUUGGAUCAUUGUACGAUUUUAAUUAAUUAAAAUUUUGAAUUUAAGAAAAGUAAAAAUACAUAAAGCUUUCAAACCUAAAUAAAAUCACAAUUUUCGUGAGAAACAUUUAUGAGGUACAAUAAGUCACCCACACAAUAAACAAGAUUUAAUUAAGAUUUAUCAAAGAUUUUUUUUUUUUUUUUUUUUUUAAAUUUUAUAUGUUGAGGAGGAAAACAAAAGAUUUAUUUUUGAAAAGCUGGAUAAUCCAAAAAAAUUUUUAUCCAAAAGUGCUGUAGGAAAAUUUUUUUUUUUUUUUUUUUUGUUUUUUGAAUUUUUUUUUUAAAUUUUUUUUUUUUUUUUUUUUUUUAAAUGUUAUAUGUUGAGGAGGACAACAAAAGCUUUAUUUUUGGAAAGCUGGAUAAUCCCAAAGAAUUUUUAUCCAAAAGUGCUGUAGGAAAAUUUGUUUGUGAUUUUAUUCAGAGUGACAUUGUCUCCAGUAGAUCGAAGUACAGAGAGCCACAAGCAUAGACUACACUCGAUACCACAUUGUGACAAGGCUUAUGCUGUUCUAUACCCUGGUUCUGAAAACUUAGAUUACACCUUGCUUGAUGCACGCAAGAAUCGCAGAGAAAAUAGUUAUAUUGAUAGCUAUGAAAAAUAUAAAAAAGUGAAUGGGAACUUUCAUUUUGAAGCUUUUCAAGCAUCUAAAGUUAAUGACUGCUAAAACUAUAUUCGGCUUGUUAGAAUGCAAGUAUUUUUUUGUCCAUUUAGUUGAUCUGUGCAUCAAGUGCCCCACGCCCAUAUGCACUGAUAGAGCUGUAUUGAUAGAUGUAAUUGAUGUUUAAUCCGCCAUGACUUUGUUCUUUAAUCCAGGGUUAGAAAAUUAAAAUCAACUUAAGAUGAAGGUCCAUGUAGCAGUUUUUACCUUUUUUCUUAUUCAGUUUGAGCAAAUUCGUCAUAGGUUCUAAUGAAAAUUGUAAUGUGACGGUGAUAUAUUUUUAAGUGGAGAAGGCCUCCUUAAAAUCUCUAGUCUUAUUCUUGUUCCCAGGCAAGAUAUGGAACAAGAGGAUGAAAAUGUGGAGUCCUAUCCUUUAAGACAAACCUAUCGCCCAAAGAAGACAAACUUACCAAUGCCUCCCAAACCUAAACCCUGCCCAUCAUCACUGGAAGGUGUUAAGAGAGACCAUGUCUAUAAGAUACUUCAUCCCUAUUCAGAAUACUGAAGUUUUUUUCCCAAAACCUGUCUUAGCCUUUUAAUAAAACUGAAUUGUCUGCCUCUUUUGACUUUAAAAAAUUCAAACAUAUUUCUUACCUGCUUUAUGCUGCUGAAUUAAAGUGCAUUGAAAACAAUUGAUUUUUUAAAAUUCUGAUAUCAUUUUAUGGGCUGAAACUUAUUUGAAGUUUUAUUCCUUUUUGGAGUCAAGGUACUUUUCCUUUCAAAGCCAUAUUGUUAUUGAAUCAGUAUUAUUAUACAAAUUUUCAAUUUCAUUUUAAAUUGUUUGAACAGUAUUUGAACAUUUAAUCUUUUU
Molecule: messenger RNA, 9760 nt
Organism: Lymnaea stagnalis (great pond snail)
Lineage: Eukaryota; Metazoa; Mollusca; Gastropoda; Lymnaeidae
Source: the annotation of a GenBank genome assembly